CUGCGUCAUGCUGAGCUGGUCCUCCCGGGAGAAGGCGGGGGGAGGCAGAGAGAGGCAGGCUGGGCUUGGCCACACUCUCGCCCUGGGCAGCUAGAGAGUGGCUUGUUUUGUUUUGGGGUUUUUUUGGAAGUCCUGGAAACCACAUCAGCUCGGAAAAAGAGGGAUGGCUGCUGUGAGGCAGGUUGUCAAAACUGUCAUGAGCAAGGAACAGAUGGAAGGGGUCGGGGCACGUGUUCGAAGAAGCAUUGGCACUCGUGAGUUAAGAAAUUUGGAUCCUUUUCUGUUGCUUGAUGAAUUCAAAGGUGGGAAACCAGCUGGCUUUCCUGAUCACCCCCACCGAGGUUUUGAAACAGUAACUUAUCUGUUGGAGGGUGGGUCCAUGGCCCAUGAAGAUUUCUGUGGACAUGCUGGUAAACUGAACCCAGGAGAUUUACAGUGGAUGACAGCGGGGCGGGGUAUUCUGCACGCAGAGAUGCCCUGCUCAGAGCAGCCAGCGCAUGGCCUGCAACUUUGGGUCAAUUUGAGAAGUUCAGAGAAAAUGGUGGAACCCCAAUACCAAGAACUGAAAAAUGAAGAGAUACCAAAGCCUACCAAGAAUGGUGUGACUAUAUCUGUCAUUUCAGGAGAGGCACUGGGUAUAAAGUCUAAGGUAUAUACUCGUACACCAACCCUGUAUCUGGACUUAAAGUUGGACAAGGGAGCCAAGCAUACACAGCCAGUUCCCAAAGGAUGGACAGCCUUUAUUUACACAAUAUCUGGCAAUGUGUAUGUUGGCCCUGAUGCUGCCAAACAAAAAAUUGAACCCCACCACACAGUGGUGUUGGAUGAUGGUGACUGUGUUCAGUUUGAAAACAAGGAUCCUGAAAUAAGCCAUUUUGUCUUGGUCGCUGGUGAGCCAAUUAAGGAGCCUGUCGUACAACAUGGUCCCUUUGUGAUGAAUACUCAGGAAGAAAUUAUACAAGCCUUUGAUGAUUACAGCAAGGCGAAAAAUGGCUUUGAGAGAGCUACCACAUGGAAGUCAAAGAUUGGAAACUAGUGAUCUUCAAUGUUAAGAGGCUGACUGAGUUAUAUAUUAACAUUAGUAGUCUGUGAUCAUGCCAACCUUAUGAAAAUGAGUAGUCUGAUUGACUUACUGAAACUUGUCUCUUCAAUGAAGUUUUACUAGGGCAGAUCAGCAAUAUAUACUUGAUAUACAUAAAUAUCAAAUUUUGUAACUGUAAUUAAGCUCCUGAGUGUUAAGUCUGCAUUUUGGUGUACUGUCUCUAUAUUUACAUAUAUAGAUGUAGAAAACGCAUUAAAGCUGUUUUUUGUUUUCAUGCAAGAGCAUUUUUCUGCUCUGCUCAAAAUAAAACACAUUUAUUCAUUUUA
This is a messenger RNA of Alligator mississippiensis (American alligator), 1368 nucleotides long. It is a transcript of the gene PIR, whose product is annotated as pirin. Gene Ontology annotation, cellular component: nucleus. The record is from RefSeq and is a predicted model, not a curated record. NCBI's taxonomy places the organism in Eukaryota, Metazoa, Chordata, Crocodylia, Alligatoridae. The coding region runs from base 164 to 1036 and encodes 290 amino acids. Gene Ontology annotation, biological process: monocyte differentiation. Gene Ontology annotation, molecular function: quercetin 2,3-dioxygenase activity. The transcript is spliced from 10 exons.